Solanum tuberosum (potato) is the source of this 827-nucleotide messenger RNA. RefSeq lists its product as uncharacterized. NCBI's taxonomy places the organism in Eukaryota, Viridiplantae, Streptophyta, Magnoliopsida, Solanales, Solanaceae. The record is from RefSeq and is a predicted model, not a curated record. Bases 101 to 637 code for a protein of 178 amino acids. The transcript has 4 exons.
CAAGGACGAACACAGGCAAAGAAAGGGGUAUAUGUAUCAUGUAUGUCUGAACCCGAUAUAAAGAAAAGGGGGGGAAAUCACUUUUAGGGUUUGUCUCACAAUGUCCGACAUUAAUCCCUUUUCGCCGGAGAAGAAGCCAAAUUCUGCAGAAGAACAAAGCCUAUGGAAUAGGCAUCUACCCCGCAAGUACUUGAAAGGUGAGGUUAUGUGGAAUGACGACGAUUUUAUGCCUAAAGACGCUAAAAAGGAGUAUAUUGAUGUAUUUCGAGCAUCUUAUGUUUUAUACUUCCGGCAGAUUUGUGAAAGCGAUGGUUUUGACGUUGACAUCUAUCCGGGUGAUGCUAAGGCAGCUAUAUAUACACCAUAUCUAGAGUUUGAGAAAGAAGCUGACAUGCUGAUGGAACUGUCUAAGCAUGCUAUUGACGAUUACAACAAUGUAGAAACCAAUGUUCACAAAUACAAGGUUUCUAGUAUUGAAAAAGUGAACUAUAUCUCAACCGAAUCAUGUCGAGAAUAUUUCAUCACGAUUAAAGUUGAUAAUCUCACUCUGCGCACACCUCUACAAACCUUUCAAAUCCAUGCAUACAAGGGACCACAUGGAGAGAAUGUUGUCGUUCUUUGCAGGAGAAAGACCUGAUGUGAGUUGGUUUAUCUGCUAAGCUGAAUCACAAGGAAGGGAAGACAGUUGAAGUAUAGCUUUCUGAAUCUUGUGCUAGUUGAGAACACUAAAGUUGUUAAUAUUGACUGACCUAUUUAUGUUUGAUGUAUUUUGGUUAUGUGUAUUGCAUAUACUGUUCUAGUUAUAUAAUAUGAUUUGGAUCAUUUCA